This is a messenger RNA of Epithele typhae, 651 nucleotides long. RefSeq lists its product as uncharacterized. The transcript is spliced from 4 exons. The record is from RefSeq and is a predicted model, not a curated record. Bases 1 to 651 code for a protein of 216 amino acids. NCBI's taxonomy places the organism in Eukaryota, Fungi, Basidiomycota, Agaricomycetes, Polyporales, Epitheliaceae.
AUGGCUCUCAAAACUUCUCUCGGCUUCCUUGUCCUCUCACUGGUCUGCGCCUCAACUUAUGCUCAGUUGACUUCACUGUUGGUUCCGGCCGGUGACCCCGGCACCACAUACACUGCGUCAGUCUUGGGUUCCGAAGGCGACGUCACCUCUUACCAACUCGUCGCCACCAUCAUCAUAGGCGACCCGGAUUCGUACCAAACCAUGCCCACCCCAGUGACCCUCAUUGUCUCCCCCACCGCCGUCGCCGAGAUCGUGGGGGGAACCGAGACGGACUGCACGCUCGGCGACGACUCCGUCUGCGAAUACAUUGUCGCCGGUGGCAUCCACGCGUCCGCUCCGGUCACCCUGCAGGAGGUACCUGUGCAGAUCAUGCAAGAGGGCGGAAGCCCCGACAGCUCUUCCACCGCUCCUCCCGCCACAUCCACAGACCCGCUCACCACAUCCACCGACCCUACUACCACAUCCACUCGGACCGGGCCUGUUAGUUCCACUAAAUCGAAGCCGAGCGGGAGUACGAGUCAGUCACAGUCCUCAUCUGCGAGCACUCCCACGAAAACUUCGAGCGGCUCGGAGCGGGCAGUGGUCAAGGGCGCGUCUGUUCUCGGGAGCGUGCUUGUAGGCCUGGGUAUGGCCUUCGGUAUCGCCGUCUAA